Cydia pomonella (codling moth) is the source of this 4364-nucleotide messenger RNA. RefSeq lists its product as uncharacterized. The record is from RefSeq and is a predicted model, not a curated record. Bases 147 to 4247 code for a protein of 1366 amino acids. The transcript has 2 exons. Lineage: Eukaryota; Metazoa; Arthropoda; Insecta; Lepidoptera; Tortricidae.
AAUUAAUACGGCCAUAUAUUGACUGCGAUCGAGCAGGCAAUGUCAGUGUGCGGACAAACGGAGACAGGAGAGGUCCAACUAUUUCAAGUGGUUUUAAUUUUUGAGGGCGCCGACUCGUCGUUAUAAAGGAGGCGAAUCGAAACACAAUGAGGAGUUUAAUCCUCGUCGUCGCCAUCUCAGCGCUGGCCUGGGCCAGACCUGAAACAUACAAGGAAACCGAAGAGUUCAAGUACGCCAGGAGCUCUUCAGACGAAGGAAGUAAAUCGGGCUAUUAUGGGGCUCAAAGAGGUAACGUGGCAGGGAACUAUGAAAAAGCGCACAACAUGGAUACCCUAGCCCAGCAUCAAAUGAGCGGAGCCAUAAACCAAGUACAAGGAGAACUAGGUGAUGCUUCGAAAACUAGAGCUGGAAGCGUUUACACGGCUGCUAACACGGCAGGAAUCUAUGGAUCUGGCAAUCACGAUCUGAGCAACCUUCACGGAAGGAAUUUUGGAGAAAGCUCAUCUUCUGACAGCUCUCAUUCUUCUUUGUCGUCGGCUUAUAACCAACAUUCGAAGUCUGACUGGAGAAGCCAGUCUCAGCAAAGUGGGUAUGGUGCAACAAGCCAAUUGGGACAGUCGUCAUUGCAUUCAGGAAGCUUGCAUGCCGCGGAUAGCGCUGGCUAUGGAUCUAACUUUGGAAGCAACAGGCAUAGCUCUGGUUAUCAUUCAGCGUCUGGAUACCAAUCUCAUUCAGGAUAUAAUUCCCAAAAUUAUGACCAAAGUGACUUACAGUCUGGAAACUUACAGGCCUAUGGAACCGGUGACCAAACUCGCCGUUAUACCGUAGUAACACCAGUAAGAAUCAUAGCAAGGCCUGGAGCUCAAAUAGCGAUACCUGUUUACGGAGAAGCUGGUUAUGAUGCCCACAGAGCUUCCUCUUCCAUAGGCGAAAGUUCUAGCAACAGGUAUACCUCGCAAACAGCUGCUUCUUCAUUCGAUCAAAAUGCAAUUAAUAGUGAAGCUGAAGUUUUGAACAACAACCAGCAACAUAUCGGCUCCGUUCCAGCGCCUAAUGGGAAGCAUUACUCUUCCUCGUACAACUAUCACAAAGCUUGGGAAAGGCAUAGUGAAACCACCGAUGUACCAGUAACAGUCGCGCCUGUAGUUAAUCCAUUGUCUGUAAAUAGUGAAUUAUAUGAAGACGCUCAAGGCGCCAGUGCCAAUUCUUAUAAUUCUGCCAAUAGAUACAACAGCUACUCAGGAUCAAGUCAAGCCGGUCACCAAGCAGAUUAUAGAUCCCAGCACAAUGCUCAAGCCAGUUCUCAAUCCAACGUUAACUCAAAUGCCUAUACGCAAGGAGCAUAUGGUAGUCACUCUGGUCUCACGCCUCUUGUAGAUUCCCAGCCUAAAAGUUACCAAUCCUCUUAUUCCUAUCACAAGUCAUGGGAAAAGCAGGGUGAUCCCUACGUAAUCUACCCAGGGACAACUGGAGAAGCAUCACAGAGAAUUGUUUCCGGUACUAAAAAUGCUGCUUCGUCGCAACGUUAUGGUACCCAUCAGCAUUAUUCUCAUGGAAGUAAUGUAGACUGCGACAGUCUGUGCAGGUAUCGUCGGUCUACACGCUCCGCUGAUUAUUACCAGCAUGAUCUCGGACAACAGGCUCAAACAGCUUGGGAUCAAAGCCUUUCUCAACAGACUCAAGACUCGUUUCAGCAGCAAAGCCAGUCAGCAAACCUUGAAGACCUGGGGCAACAGACACAAAAUCUCGAAGAUUUCGGUCAACACAGCCAGUCAGAACCCCUUGAAGAUCUAGGGCAACAGACACAAAAUCUCGAAGAUUUCCGUCAACAAAGCCAGUCAGCAAACCUUGAAAAUCUAGGGCAACAGACACAAAAUCUCGAAGAUUUCGGUCAACUAACACAACAGAAUCUACAAUCCUUUCAACACCAAAGCCAAUCGGAAAACCUUGAAGACCUAGGGCAACAGACACAAAACCUUGAUAAACUAGGUCAACAAACACAACAAUCUUGGGGUAACAUUCAACAGCAGAGCCAAUCCCAAAAUCUUGAAGAUUUUGGACAGCAAACACAGGGUAAGUGGCAAGAGUUUAAUCAUAAAUUUGAAAGUAAUUUAGAGGACCUUGGCCAACAGAGACAACAAUCAUGGAGUAACAUUGAACAACAAGCAAGUCGUCAAAACUUAGAAAAUUUAAGUCAUCAAACACAGGACAUGGCAACAGGCAGUCAUCAAUCUGAACAUACUUUUGAUAAUUUAGAUAAUUUCGGACAACAAACACAAAAUAAGUGGGACAAUCUAGAAGGCCUAGGUCAACAAACACAACAAACUGAAGACGUAGGACAACAAACUCAUAAUAAUUGGGAUGAUUUAGAUCAAUUGGGACAACAAGUACACAGUCAAUGGAAAAACAUAAAUACCAAAAAUAAAACACGGCACACAGACACAAACACAGAACAACAAACUCAAACUCAUUUUGGAAAUGUUAACGAGGUGAAACCUAACAGAGAGCAUGCUGGAAACACCCAAAACACCUUUACCACAGAAAAUACAGGCGCUAACAAUCCCGCCGAUCUUGAGUUUUGGGGUCUUACCAAUAAUCAAAAGCAUGAAGACAACCAUUAUUACAAUCAACACAGUUAUAAUAAUCAUAAUUCUUAUUCAAAUUCACAGGGUCAUGGCGUUAGUUGGGGGCAGCAUGUCAAUAACAAUAACGUGCAUACAAGCCACGAUAACCCUUUGCAAAGUAUAUGGGACAAACUAGACAAUAUGGAAGAGCAAUCUGAGCAUUCAAAUGAAAAUCAGCAACAUACUGGAUAUCAAAAUUCACAACACUCAUAUAAACAAGAAAAUACCUAUCAACAUGAAAGCAAUUGGGCAAGUAGCAAUAGUUCAUACAAUUGGAAUCAGCAACAAACACAUAGUUUAGGAUACCAGCCAUCUAAUAUUUUCAAUAGUACAAUCGAUAAACCAAAGAACGACCAACUACUUAAAGAAGUUGCACCUGAAAAACCCAAAGAUGACGAAGAUGAUGAAACACCCGAAGAACCUGAACCAGCUGAAGUUGGCCGCGGAGAUAUUGGUGCUGAAAGUGACUCAAAAACUACACCAAAAACGGUCCAAAAUUCACAAACGUACACAACCCAAUUAAAGCCAGAAAAGAGUCCUGAAGAAAUCGAAGCAUUAAGCUUAUCUAGGGGCACUGAUCAAUAUACAACUGCAUCAGAUUCACUUAGUGUUUUAAGCAUAAGUGAACAAAAAUGGCUUGAAGAACAACGGCAUAGGGCUACAGAAGAAUUAUACCAGAUUAGAGGCUCUAAAUCAUCAACAACCACAAGUACCACUACACCAAGUUCGGUAAAACACACAACAACUUCACAUGGUCAUACUGGAACACAACAUUUCUUGGGACAGCCAGCGGAAAUACAGGAGCAUGAUAAAACACAAACAUCUGAGAACGUACAGAAAAAUGAUCAUAUUUUACAACAACAAAAUACACUGCAGCAAAACCACAAUUUCCAUCAACAAAAUCAACAACACCAUGUACAACAGUUCCAGAACGUAGGUCAGCACAACAAAAUUCAGCACAAUACCCAAAAUAUUGACCAGCAAAACACAGAACAGCAGUUCGAAGAUUUUGGACAGCAAACCCAAGAUUUAAACCAACAAAAUCUUCAAGACUUUACUAAUUUAGGUCAACAAAGCCAGAACUUUGAUCAACUAAACACAGGGGACUUUAGGCAGCAAAGUCAAGAUUUAAGUGAGCAAAAUCUUCAACAGUUCCACCAUUUAGGUCAGCACACCCAAAAACUUGACCAACAAAAUACAGAACAACAAUUCGAAGAUUUUGGCCAACAAGCCCAAGAUUUAAACCAACAAAAUCUACAAGAGUUUCCUAAUUUGGGUCAACAUAGCCAGAACUUUGACCAACUCACCACAGGAGACUUUGGACAACAAAGUCAAGAUUUAGAGCAACAAAAUUUACAACAGUUCUCCAAUCUAGAACAGCACCGUCAAACCUCAUAUCAACACGAAGCUAGAGAGUUCGUAGGUCAUUCAAACCCACAGGUGGUUCAAGAACAGAAGAUUACUCCUGUCGGUGAUCAUGGUUCCCAAACCAGUCCGAAACAAGACGUCGAAAUUGUGCCACCCUCUGUGACAACAACAGAAAAGCCCGGAUUUUGGAAAUCAGUGGGUAGCAAAUUUACCAGUGCUAAAGAUUCAGUUGCUUCAUGGUUUAGAAGAAGUUAAUUUGGUAUUUACCACUAUGUAUUAAUUUAAGAGUGGAAAUAAUAGUUUAAAUUGAAUUAAAACUAGUCAUAAUGCUUAAAUUGCUAGAAGAAUUAAAUGAUAAGGAUAAAUAAUUAA